Messenger RNA from Phycomyces blakesleeanus NRRL 1555(-), 606 nucleotides. RefSeq lists its product as hypothetical. Bases 1 to 606 code for a protein of 201 amino acids. The transcript is spliced from 3 exons. NCBI's taxonomy places the organism in Eukaryota, Fungi, Mucoromycota, Mucoromycetes, Mucorales, Phycomycetaceae. The record is from RefSeq and is a predicted model, not a curated record. Gene Ontology annotation, molecular function: nucleic acid binding.
AUGAACCCUAAUCAAACUGCUAUUGCUAAGAGAAGAAAGAGAAAUAAACCACAAAAGGUUCUUCUGAUUCACAUCAAGAAUAUGAUUGUGGAGAAAUGUCAUAUAGAAGAGUCUUUUGAGAGUGAUGCUACUGUAGAGCCUAAGAAGCAAGGCGGCUCACACAUAGAAAGUCUUAAGAUAAUCAAUGAGUGUUCAAAGUUUAUUCAAGACUUCUUGAUCAAAUGCUGCACCUUGACUCUUGACGAAGCAGACUUUAAUGCAAACCUGAUCAGAGAACAAGGGUGGUCUAAGAAAGGCAAGGCCAGCAUUGUGAAAACAAAGUUGAAAAGGGGACUAAACAUCUCAAUUCUUGCUGGUAUUUCUUACCAGAGUGUUGAGAGUGUGCAGGCAAAGUUGAGUCCUGAUGGCAUGAUAGGACCAAUUUUUGUUGAAUUUGUAAAGAUGAUUAUGGAUUUGCUUGACUACAGUAAUUCUGCCCCCCACAACUUCAUUAUGAAUAAUGUCUUAAUCCAUAGAUUUUACAUUGUCAUUGAAUUGUUUGCUAAUUCACAACACCAUCUACACUUUUCCCCUCCAUACUCUCUGUUGUGGUGGUUGAAGUUUUAA